AACACACCUCCCUCUGUCUGUGAUGGUAUCUCUCUGAGCAGAUGACGCACUGAGCUCAGUGUGUGAAGAUGGCUCCUUUUCCGGACGAGGUGGAUGUUUUCACUGGCCCACACUGGAGAAUGAAGCAGCUGGUGGGCCUAUAUUGUGAAAAGUUAUCCAAAACCAACUUCUCCAACAACAAUGAUUUCCGCUCCUUCCUUCAGUCCCUGUGUGCCACCUUUAAGGAGUUCAAGAUGCACGAGCAGAUCGAGAAUGAGUACAUCAUCGGCCUGUUGGAGCAGCGCUGCUGCACGGUGUACAAUGUGCACUCAGACAACAAACUGUCAGAGAUGUUGACCCUCUUUGAGAAAGGCUUGCAGAGUGUGAAGAGUGAGUAUGAGCAGCUUAACUAUGCCCAGCAGCUGAAGGAGAGACUGGAGGCUUUCACUCAAGACUUUCUGCCUCACAUGAAGGAAGAAGAAGAGGUGUUUCAGCCUAUGCUUAUGCAGUACUUCACCUACGAGGAGCUCAAGGACAUCAAGAAGCAGGUGAUAGCGCAACACUGCAGCCAGCAGCAGUGGGACUGUGCUGCUGAAGUGCUGAAGGGCUUCAGCUUGUGGAGCCAGGCUGAGGAGCUGCACAAAGCUUUCAAAUACGCCGAUCACGAGAAGACAGACUAUGAGCUGGAAAAGAACUGGAAUCCUUCCACUCAAAUCUCCCAGCUUCCCUCAGAAAUCAUGCUGAGGCUCUUCCGCUACCUCGGCCCUGAAGAUCUGUGUCGCUGUAGUCAGGUGUGCAGCUCGUGGUUAGAGCUGGCGAAGACCGGCUCUCUGUGGAAGCACCUGUACCCCGUGCACUGGGCCAGAGGUGAUUAUUAUAGUGGCCCCCCUGAGGAUCUGGAUCAGGAGCCGGAUGAGGAUUGGGUGACGAGUCGACAGAAAGAGGGUCGGGCUUAUCAGGAGUGGGAUGAAGAUGCUGAUGUUGAUGAGUCUGAUGUGUCGGGCAGUAAGAAAGGCUCCCAGGCAAUCAGCACGGCUCAGCGUGAGAAGAGGCUCCUCAAUGGGAUUAUUCAGAACCUGCUGCCAGCUGUGGGUCCGUCUGUCAAGUCCAUUGUUCUGGCGUACAGUUCGACGGUCUCUAGUAAAAUGGUGCGCCAGAUUCUCAGUUUCUGCCCCAAUAUCACUCACCUGGAUCUGACCCAGACUGAUGUCACAGACUCUGCAUUUGACAGCUGGUCCUCUCUGGGGGCGUGUCUUUCCCUGGAGCACCUGGAUUUGUCAGGAUGUGAGAAGCUAACCGACCACGCUCUGAAGAAGCUCUCUGUUGGACUGGGUGACAGCACAUUUUCAUCCUGCUCCGGCAAACGAUCGAAGCUUCUUAAAAGUUCUCCGAUACCCAUCACGCUCAUGGAGGAGAAAGGCCUGCAUCCAGUCGUGCGGAAGCGUCAGGCUCUCAUUUUCAAGCAGGGGACCGGCCGAUGGGGUGCCGCCUGCCCUCCCACACAGGUGUGGGUUCUUGACUCUUCAGACCUGGCUGAUAUUGAAGAUGCGGCAGACUGGAGCCGUCGCGGUGGGAUGACUGUUCCUGCAGCAGAGAGCUUUGUAGAGACACAGCUUGCGGGAGGUUCGUGCUGCUGCAGGAGGAGCAAAAGGCGCGGGCACAGGACUGGCUCAAACGCCUCUUAUUUGCAUCAGCAGUUUGCCAUGUCUGGGGAAAUGUUUUGUGGUCACUCCACCUGCUGCUCUAGUGACAUGGCCCUCAGGACUUUUACUGGGCCUCAGAGCGAGGCGGGCACAUUCAGAAGCAGCGCUGCAGAGUUUCGGACUAAAUGCUCCUCAGUGGGGGGUCUGCAGUGUGAGAAAAGGACUGACCAGUCAGAGGCAAGGCGCCCACUGAGGUUUCUCAGCCUCUCUGGAUGUUAUCAAGUCACAGAUUUGGGCUUAAGGGCUCUCUCGCAGCGUGGUGGACUUCCCGUCUUGGAGCAUCUGAACCUGUCGGGCUGCCUCUUCAUCACUGAGGUGGGGCUGCAGGAGCUGGUGUCAGCCUGUCCUUCCCUCAAUGAUGAGCACUUCUAUUACUGCGACAACAUCAACGGUCCUCACGCAGACACAGCGAGCGGAUGCCAGAACCUGCAGUGUGGCUUCAGGGCCUGCUGUCGCUCCGGAGAGUGAUCCUGCCGAGCAGCACUCUCCUAAAUUGUUUAGUCUCCUUUUUAUUGCACUUUAUCCUGGGAAUACCGGUUGCUGUAUUUUGUGUCACUUGGAAAUGUUUCUGGAUGAAACAGUAAACUUGCUCCUGUUAUUUCCGUCUCCAUCUCUAUAUAUUAAAAGGAAAUUAUCUUUAGAGGAAGUGGAGGGGUGAUGAUGGAUUUGAAGUGUCUGACAAGUUAUACAAUAAUUGUGUUGCUUUUUUGAAAAUUAAAGAAACAUUGAGAACAGGAAAGACAAAGUACUUGUGAGUUUUCUGUAGUUUCUUUUUGUCACUGAAGUGCACAGACGUACACAAACCCUCCUCCUCCUCCUCCUCUGCUGUUUUCAGUUGAUCCAUAACAAGCAUCAUGUGUAGGCUGAGUGUUAGCAGCCAUGUUAGCAUUCAGACCCACUAAAGACUUCUUGAAACAUGUGUUAUCUCUCCUUCAUGCUCACUGACACGCCCUCCUUUAACACACCGAGACAGCAGGACAGGACAGGACGGACAGACGUGGGAAUCCUCACAGUGUAGUUUAACCUUAUGUCAGACUUUGUGAUACCACACGCUCACAGUUACCCCUCCUUUUAAAUAUUCUUUAUGCACUCCGAUGUUGUGGAUUAAGAAAUGGACCAAUGCUCACAGAAGAAGGAUUUAGGGACUGGCUCAGAUUGGGAGAAGCCUACUGUGCAGAUUAUAUUUCAUCUCGGCUUGUUGAAACAUCUUGCAUGAGGAGCUUUAAUGGAAAUGUUCGAUUCAUAAAUGGAACAAUAAAAGUGUCUUGGGGUUAAACA
Molecule: messenger RNA, 2960 nt
Organism: Notolabrus celidotus (New Zealand spotty)
Lineage: Eukaryota; Metazoa; Chordata; Actinopteri; Labriformes; Labridae
Gene: fbxl5
Product: F-box and leucine-rich repeat protein 5
Exons: 11
Coding region: 69-2150 (693 amino acids)
Biological process (GO): intracellular iron ion homeostasis
Molecular function (GO): protein binding
Source: RefSeq, a predicted model, not a curated record